UCGCCUUAGACACGCGCGCACACACACACACACACACACGCGCGCGCGCGGUGUUAAAGCUCCCCCGGUGCCGUGAUAAUGUUGCCGUUAGGACGCGGAAGUCCGGAGACGUGACGCGCUUCAGUCGUGAAGUUUAAUCAGGAAAGAGAGGAGUGCUGAAUCUCUACACACACACACACACACACACACACAGACAGAUGGAUGGAGUUAUUCCGCGGGUUUAGAUUAUUAUUAUGAUUAUUAUGAUUAUGAUGAUGAUGAUGAUGAUGAUGGUUCCUGGAUGUCGGGUCGGUCUGACUGAGUCUCAGUGAUCUCCAGCUCGGCACCAUGCGCGCUCCUGUGCUCCGGAUCCUGGAGACACUGACUGUACUGACUGUACUGAGCAGGUCGACACACUCCACAAACACCACCGUUCCCCCUCCCUCGAAUGUGAUUGUGACGUGUAAUAGUUAUGGAGUCGAGGUGGAGUGGACGGCUACUAAUCUCAGUGAAAAAGCUGAAUUCCUGUUAGAGGUCAAGCAAGAUUUUGGGAUACCCAUACCGACAAAGAUCACAAAGUAUCAUCGAUUCAACAUAUCUGACCUGCUGCAGGACACUGGGUACAACCGCUACCUUGUGAAAGUCAAAGCCAUAGAUGGCGGACGGGAGUCUGUUUUUGCGGAAUCACAAAUUUUCUCUUUCAGUUAUAAGACAACAGCAACAAUCUUCUGUGACCUCGAGUUCCCCACAGUCACGCUGUUUCCUCGUGAUGGGAAUUUGUUUGUUAAAUUCGUCAAUCCUUUGCACCUGUACAGAGACACACCUGCUCUACGCAAUCUCUUGGACACAGACAAACUCAAGUACACUCUCAUCAGCGGAAAGAUAAGUAAAAACGCUACUUGCUCUGUUGAGGAGCGCGAGUGUGAGAGCAGUGUGUCGUUCCCUGAAGAGCAAGAGGAAUAUUGCAUCACCCUCUCGGGAUGGAUCAGACAAACUCGUGUACAGGGAACAGAACUCUAUUGCUACUCAGAAACCCUUAAUCCUGGUCCACCUGUCAUCAGUAUCGUGAUCCCUGUGCUGGUGGUUUUCUUGCUGUUUUUGCUUUUAUCAUUGGCCACUGUGUUCCUGGUGAUCUUUUUAAGUAAGAAAAUCAAGAAGGAAAACCUUUCCAUGUUCCCACAAUUUCUGGAGGACAUAUCCACACACACUCCUCUGAUCACGCCUAACUCAGAACCUGUGGCUAAAAACCCCAGAGUCGAACCGACUGGCGAAAUUCCUUCCAACAAGCCUUGCGAUUUACAGGAAAGCACCACCCAGCUGGAAACCUCCGCCAACAGCGGUGACUUAUCAGAUCGCUCUGAGAAUGAGGACAUGUAUGAAGGCUCAGGAAGCACCGGAGUGACAUCAGUAAGCCCUUACAAUCAGUACGGGUACAGAGACAAUCUGUCAAGCAGCGAGUGUUUGGUUUAUGACCGGGGGCACGUGCUCCUAGAAAUGAGUCCAGGAGAUUUGGUAAAGAAUUACGGCUAGUAAUUGGAAAGUGGAAAUAGUUUGGCUGAAUUAGCUAGCUAGCUAACAUAACUUUUAAGGUACUGAAUCAAAAAAAAAAAAGGUAAAUAAGUUAGCUUUCAAACCUUGCAAUAUACUGAAACCUGAAAAGGAUUUGGCUAAGUUAGCUAGCUUACAUAUCUUGCAAGGUACAGAAUGCUAUUUUUUUUUUUUAAUUAGCUAGCUUUUAAACCUUGCAAGUUACUGAAGUCUGAAAGGGAUUCGGCUAAAUUAGCUAGCUAAUGUAAAAAUCUCGCAAGGUACUGAAACCUGGGAAGGAUUUGGCUGAGUUAGCUAGCUAGCUAGCUAGCAUAUCUCGCAUGGUACAGAAUCCUAUUUCUUUCUUUCUUACUUUUUUUUAAAUAGCCAGCUUUUAAACCUUGCAAUGUACUGAAACCUGAAAGGGAUUUGACUAAAUUAGCUAGCUAGCUACUUAGCUAGCUAACAUAACUUUCAAGGUACUGAAUCCUAAUUUUUUUUUAAUUAGCUAGCUAACGAAAAAACCUUGCAGUGUAUUGAAACCUGAAACUGAUUCGGCUAAAUUAGCUACCUAGCUAACAAACCUUGCAAAUUACUAAAAUAUAAUAAGAAUUUGGAUGAAUUAGCUUCUAUCUUAGUCCUUUUAUGUAACUUUUAUAGGUGUUUACUCUUUAGACACAGAAUAUUUUCAUGUUUUUGGGUAAAAUACUGAUGGGUAGAAGAAAAGAAUUUGUAAAAUCACCACUCAAGUAGUCUUAAACAGCAUGAUCAUGUACACUUCGUUACACUUAUCAGUUUUCAUUAACUUAAUACUGGAGUGUUGCUUUUACUUUGUGAUAAUUUUUUUUGUUGCUACUAAGCUAACAGUCAAAUACGCUAGCUGCUCCUUGACCUCAAGCGCUGAUCUCUCUAUAAAAAACACGAAGCAGCACUGAAGGCGCACUCGAACUUUAAUGUGUUGUGUUUUUAUGAUAUGAACAGGUGAGACUUUAUGAUGGAGAUAAAACAGGGACAAAGUUCAAAGACACGGACUUGUCCAUGUGUCACAGUGCAGCGUUCGAGCGCGGUGAAAUUUGGCACUAAGCUAGCGUUUGCUUUCCUACUGUAUGGAAAGCAAGACACGGGCAAAUCCUGUACACUUCAUGUACUGUACGUGUCCACAAAAAUGAAGAAAAUACUUUUUUUAUAAUUAUAAUUUCCUAUUUCUGUUCUAUUCCAUUAUGUGCUUUUACAUUUUUAAGCUUAAGCUGACUCAGGCGCGCGUUUACUGAUACUGAAAUGGAAAAUCAUCUUGUCACAACCUCAAUAACUGUACCCUACAACGUUGUUUUACAAGUUAGACAGUCUUCCAAGAUAAAGAUCAUUUUCAAAAUCAGUGAAAUGUUUACAGUUUGAUGGGAUGUUCAUGCUCCAUUAGGAAACCGUGACUAAUGAAAGUGAAUGAAUAACCAAUGCUCCAUUAUUUUAAGUCAUCACCUUUUAUUGUUGCCCUAUGCAUGAGGUGUUACACCGCUCAAAGUAACACGUUCCAUAAAGAUGUGUAUUGCACACACUAUUACCCACACCAGCAUCAGUGCUUCGUUCUAAUUAUUUUAACAACUAUCACCUGGUUAAUGAAUAAUUUAGUAGCUUCUUGUGGAGGAUAAAGAACUCACUUGGUAGAUCGGUUCUAAACAUAACCUUUAACGUUCGUUUAUAAAAAAAUAAUAAAAAUAACGACCAGUGAAAAAAUGGAAAAGGAACUUCUUUUUAAAUCGUGUAUAUUAUUUAAAAAUUAAAAUUAUUCUUUCUACGAAUGUACAUAAGUUUGUAUACCUCAUACUUCAUGUUCAUCUUGUGAUGC
Molecule: messenger RNA, 3349 nt
Organism: Clarias gariepinus (North African catfish)
Lineage: Eukaryota; Metazoa; Chordata; Actinopteri; Siluriformes; Clariidae
Gene: ifngr1
Product: interferon gamma receptor 1
Exons: 7
Coding region: 328-1509 (393 amino acids)
Molecular function (GO): protein binding
Source: RefSeq, a predicted model, not a curated record